AUGUAUGAAAACACUCUCUGGGACCAAGGAAUUGGGUAUAUUGGAUGGCUCAUGUACCUAUCAAAGUUCUAUGAGGUAGUUGAUACCUUAAUCAUCCUUGCUAAGGGAAAGGAGAGUUCGACUUUACAAACUUAUCACCAUGCCGGAGUUAUGAUUUGCGCAUGGUCUGGGAUCAGAUAUAAGUGCCCAGCUGCGAUAGUUGGUGUGUUUCUCAACUCCGGUGUACACACUCUGAUGUACACGUACUUCGCUCUGGCCGCGGCUGCCAUACCAGUCGCUAUUCGUGUCAAACGUGCUCUCACGUCUAUUCAGAUCAUUCAGUUUAUACUUGGUCUUGGGCUCUCCUGUAGCUAUCUCUUUGCUGCGUACGAUGUUGUGUUGUCUGAGCAUAAUGAUAUCGAGAACAGCAGACCAGCAGGUUUCUCCUCUCAAAUGGAAAAUGUCCAGUUCACAACCAAAACACCCGCGACACUAACUACAAAUGUUGGGUCGCAAGGAAUGGCCACUUAUACUACAACGCACUGCAUACCUGACAGCGGAAAGGCUUUUGCUAUCCUGCUCUCUUCUGCCUACCUAUUACCCCUUACAUAUCUGUUCGGCCGGUUUUUCGUUCGGACAUAUUUGACACAGCACAAGAAAGCAACAUAA
Messenger RNA from Aspergillus oryzae RIB40, 648 nucleotides. RefSeq lists its product as uncharacterized. The record is from RefSeq and is a predicted model, not a curated record. Gene Ontology annotation, molecular function: fatty acid elongase activity. Gene Ontology annotation, biological process: sphingolipid biosynthetic process; fatty acid elongation, monounsaturated fatty acid; fatty acid elongation, saturated fatty acid. The coding region runs from base 1 to 648 and encodes 215 amino acids. The transcript is spliced from 2 exons. NCBI's taxonomy places the organism in Eukaryota, Fungi, Ascomycota, Eurotiomycetes, Eurotiales, Aspergillaceae. Gene Ontology annotation, cellular component: endoplasmic reticulum membrane.